Messenger RNA from Amoebophrya sp. A120, 2017 nucleotides. Lineage: Eukaryota; Dinophyceae; Syndiniales; Amoebophryaceae. The record is from the annotation of a GenBank genome assembly.
ACUCUAGUAUUAAUGGGGGAUUUCGUUUUUACUUUAUGUUUAUAGUUUUUUUUGUCGAACAGUGACGAGUUGGUAGGCACUUACCUCCUCACGUGGAGAUCUACUUGCGACUGUGGCCUCAGAAAUUCCAACAAGAAUCACAUCAAUCAUGUCAUCCUACACCGACCUCUACGACCGCGAGCGGAGCUGCCAAAGGUAUUUUCUUUUUUUGUGUCAUGUAUGAGCAUGAGUAGCUGAAGCCCAGCGACAUGACGAUACGGAGCUUGUUUGAAUUUCGUACGUAAAUGUCAACCAUAACCGUGAUCGGAUGAUGCGUGAGUACUUCUGAAACGUACGCUUACGCAAAAAAAAAAACCUUCAAUCUUGAAAAUGCUUUUGCAGGUCCGGCAGCAGGUGCAAGCACCCCACCUUGGAUAAAAAGGUGAAAGCGAAGCGGAGCCAGUCCGCCCCCCGCUGCGGUCAGCGUGGCCGUGCCGGGUUGAUGGCGCUCUCCGCCGGUGCGGCGAAGGUCAGUCUCGUGGACGCGUAUGAGCCGCCCAAGAAGAAUUUUCGCGGAGGCCGAGACGAGGAUGACUCCGUUCUUGGGCUGAAUGCGGACGGAGAUGCGGAGGCCGCGAAACCGGAGUCCAGCCAGGCGACCGACGAGAUUAUCGAAGAGAUCAGCCACGAUGGUAUCCAUUGAUAUGAUAAAGAUUGAAAAAGAUAAUCUGAGUCACAUUCAUAUAAAAAUGAUAUUUGUCGAUUUUUUAAAGUUUUUAGUUUCGCACUUUCAUUUUUCGUUUAUUUGGAGCGCUGAACCAGAAGUUGAUCAUGAUCAUGAUGCAGGAGCGUUCACAGCAGAUUUCUGCUAACGGGUGUAUAUCAACUUCAGUUAUCUUGUCAGAAAUAUGUGUGUAUUAUCCUCGUCUUCCAUACCUAGAAGUAGAACUCAAUCGAAACACCAGAUAUUUCGAGCUCGUCGUACGUCUCGACCCACGUUCUCGGACGAAGCUGGAGGUGCGCGUACAAGAGGGGGGAUGCAGGAAAAGGGUGUCUUCCGGUGACUCGUUUCACUCGUGUCGCCAACGAAGAAGAGCCUGCCUUUGGCGGCAAUGGACAAGACUGCUGCGUCGAGAACGAGUGGGGCGGCGGAUUCAAGACCUGCACCGCAAGGGAUUUUACGAUGUACGACAAUCGACGGAGGGAGGGGUGCGAGCGGGCCUACGGUGGCUGGGUCCCGGCGUUGUUGAACCCGCUCGCGUACAUCCCGAAUCGUCACCAGAUUGUUCCGCGUUGAAGCUAAAGUGAACGUGUUCGCCUUUUGAACGAGUUUUUCUUCUGUUUGUUCUUUGUGUAGUUUGUUAUGCCUUGCCGCUCUGCCGCUGGAUGACUGCAAUUUAAGUAUAUUGGCGUUAAAAAUUAGUUGUCAUUUUUCACAGCCAAAUUGCCUGCUACCAUAUCUUCAAAAUAAAGCACCGAUAAAAAAAGAAAUUGUUUAUUUACUUCGACGUUUAGCUUUUGGCAAAAAAAAAGAUCUAUAUUGAAAUUAGUUGUUCCGACGUGUUGGAACCUCCACAGAAGCGGCCUCUUCAUCUGUCUCUUCGAUCACAUACCUCCGAUAGGUGUGCGGGUUGAAAAAUGUAUUUAGGGUUUUGUUGCACUUCGAAUUAUUUUACCAAAUGCUAGUUUGAAAUCGGUUGAUUGACUUGAACAUUUGCCAUUUCCCUCGUUUGAGUUCCACUUGUGUUGUAAAAUUAAAUUUCAUCUUCUUGAUGGAGUCUAAAGUUCGAGAAAUCUGUUAUGUAUUAAUUUUAAAAUAUAUUCGGGAUCCUGAUUGUAAUAUUGUGGUUGGUCGUGGUCCCGGACUCCAGGUUCAUAUUUUUGAAGACAUGGCAAGGAAGAUCGAGGUGGUCCGCUGGAGUCCGAGGACGCAAUUCAAAAUUAAAUACCCGGAGGUCGAUCUGAAAGUCGACUUUGUCGAGGUAAGAAAACGCUUCUAAAGACCUAAUAAACGACCUCUAGUACACACAAAUUUGGG